CAUCCGACGAUUGACAGUAUCAGAGCGCAAGACCUCCGUUUCCAAUUGAACAGUAGCCGCUUCCAAAAUAUCAAUGACUUGCGCGAGGUCCUUGGCGAACGAGCCGAACCAGCUAAUUCUCCGGCUGAAAGAUGGUCUACCAUUACACGUGAUUUAUCAAACAUUGAACUGCCAGAUGAAUUUGAUGCUCGGAAGGUGUGGCCACACUGCAAAACAAUCAGCAAAAUUCGAGAUCAGUCUCGAUGUGGCUCGUGUUGGGCUUUCGCCACGACUGGAGUUAUGAGCGAUCGCCUGUGCAUUCAUUCAAAUGGAACUGUGAAUGUGGAUUUGAGCGUUCGUGAUGUAGUUAGCUGUUGCGAUUAUUGUGGAGCCGGGUGCGACGGUGGCUAUUCGCGAAGAGCAUGGGACUAUUGGAUAACCAAAGGGAUUGUUACUGGUGGCACAUAUGAAGACAAAGAGGGAUGCCAACCCUACCCAUUCCCAGCAUGCAGUCGAGAACCGAAUCCAAAUUUAUUUCCUCCAUGCCCCAGGGAGCCUUACGACACUCCCGAGUGCCAGCAGACUUGUGUGCAAGGAUAUAAUGGAACAUAUGAAAAGGACAAAUAUUUUGGCAAGUCAUUCUACUACGUGGCUACAGACGAGAAGCAAAUUCGACAAGAGAUUCUGCUCAACGGUCCCGUUCAGGCUUCAAUGAGUGUAUUCGCAGAUUUCGCCAACUAUCACUCCGGUAUCUAUCAUCACACCGUGCACUACUAUGUCGGUUCGCAUGCGAUUCGCAUUGUCGGUUGGGGCGAACAAUACGGCGUGCCUUACUGGAUAGUGGCCAAUUCGUGGAACACCGAUUGGGGUGAAGAUGGAUUCUUCCGUAUUCUACGGGGUAAAGAUGAGUGCGCCAUUGAAACUUCAGUUCAAGCUGGUCUACCUCAGAUCAGACGAUUGAGUGAUUUUCAUUAG
Molecule: messenger RNA, 954 nt
Organism: Echinostoma caproni
Lineage: Eukaryota; Metazoa; Platyhelminthes; Trematoda; Plagiorchiida; Echinostomatidae
Source: the annotation of a GenBank genome assembly